This is a messenger RNA of Acanthosepion pharaonis, 1203 nucleotides long. The record is from the annotation of a GenBank genome assembly. NCBI's taxonomy places the organism in Eukaryota, Metazoa, Mollusca, Cephalopoda, Sepiida, Sepiidae.
AUGCCUUUCGUUUUCCUUCAAGCGCCCUCUCUCUCCCUCUCUCUCUCUCUCUCUCUCUCUCUCUCUUUCUCUCACUCUUCUCUCUAUAUUAAUAAACUCAAUCGCCAUGAUGUUUCUUUGGACUUUCUUCCACAAAAUCAUCCACCCACUUAUCCUCUCUCUUUCUCUCCUUUCCUUUCUCUUUCCCUCGCCUGGCUUCCUCCGUCUUUACCUCGCCCUUUUCUACCUUCUUUCGACCAUACUUUCUCGUUUCUUCCCUCUCUUUACUCAACUCUCCCCUUCUCCACUCUCUUCUUUCUACAUCCUCCCCUUUAUCUCUCCUCUACACCUUCCUUCUAUUACCCGCCCCUCUUCCCUUCCUUCCCCUUAGCUUAUUCUCUCUUCCGCUUUUCUCUCAUACCCACUUUCUAUUUUAUUCCUCUUUUUUUCUUUUCAAUCUUUCCUCUUUCUUUCUUUUGUCUUUAUAAUAUCCUCCCUCUCCCUCCCCCCAUUUCUCAGCAUCUUCUAUCCAGUCUUCUUCUUCUCUUUCACUUUAUCUUUCUGGUGACCUUAAUCUAUGCAGAUAUUCAUCAAAGCUUAUUCAACGCCCGCUUCACAUACAAAAGCACAUUUUCCUUACGUUUUUCUUCGACGGAACGAAGAGAGAAAGAAAUGAGCCGUGAUAGUCGAAUUGUAAAGUUAUUUACCGUAAGGAGGCCUAAUGGUAAAGAUCUUAGCUUAGCAACACCGAAGCGGCAAUCGCAGGUCGGCAACAGACCCUUUCACCUCCCAUCAAUAUCUACAAAAAAGUACUGGUUGGUAGUUGUGAUAGGUGCCUGCUUUUCUGUAAUGCCUGCAAUCGGUCUUCGACACAAAUUCAAUCAAGUGGGAAGACCUCUCCAUGAGGAAGAUAUUAACAAUGCAAAUUUUCCUGAUCGCAACAGGCUUCUUCGUUUCGUUAAUUUUUCAUUUUUUCUUUCAUUCGUUUAUUCCUUCAAUCUUGGGUUCGUUCAUUCGUUUAUUCCUUUUUUUUUUUUUUCUUUCAUUAAUUCAUUCGUCCGCUCAUUUCUUGUUGUUUUUUACUUCGUGUUUCUUUCUUUUCACGCAUCUUUCUUUCACUUAUUUUUUCGUUCGUUAUGUCUUUUUCUCUUUUGUUUAUUUGUUUUUCAUAAUUUUUUCAUUCAUUUGUUACCGUUAUCUUCCCGAUGCACUUGGCAAACAUAA